Orbilia oligospora ATCC 24927 is the source of this 1020-nucleotide messenger RNA. RefSeq lists its product as uncharacterized. The record is from RefSeq and is a predicted model, not a curated record. NCBI's taxonomy places the organism in Eukaryota, Fungi, Ascomycota, Orbiliomycetes, Orbiliales, Orbiliaceae. Gene Ontology annotation, biological process: protein import into peroxisome matrix, docking. The transcript is spliced from 4 exons. Bases 1 to 1020 code for a protein of 339 amino acids. Gene Ontology annotation, molecular function: signaling receptor binding. Gene Ontology annotation, cellular component: peroxisomal membrane; peroxisomal importomer complex.
AUGAGGGAAGAUCUCAUUCAAGGCGCUAUUGGCUUCCUUCAGGACCCAUCGGUCGCCACUGCCCCUCUCGACAAACGGAUUGCAUUCUUACAAUCUAAAAACCUUUCACCCGAAGAAAUUGCAGUCGCUUUGCAGAGAACCGGUGUCGACCCGUCGUUAAUACCAAAUCUGGGUGCAGCUCCAUCUGGGUUUGUCGUGCCACAGAGACCGGCAGGAUUUACUCAGGGAUAUGGAAAUGGCGGCUACUUUGGACAGGUUCAACGACAAGAACCUGCUGGACGUGAUUGGAGAGAUUGGUUUGUGAUGGCCACUGUAUCGGGUUCGGUGUCGUACGGUCUCUACCAGCUCGCUAAACGAUAUGUCGUUCCAAUAAUUGCACCACCUACACCAGAGGCUCUUGCCGCCGACAAAGCCGCUAUCGACACUGCAUUUUCCGAUGCAUUCGCUCUCCUUGAGUCCCUAAAGACCGACACGGAGGCUCUAAAGGAGGCCGAAGAAAAACGGAACACCAAGGUCGACCAAGCUCUCGAGGAAGUUGAAAGGGUUGUUGAAACUUUGAAAGAAUCAAGCAAGCGGAGAGAAGAUGAGACUAAGCGUCUCAACGACGAAGUUCGAAACUUGAAAGAUUUGAUACCAAAGGCAUUGGAUGGACAGAAGGAAAGCCAGGCCGCUAGUUUGAAGGACUUGCAAGCGGAAUUAAAGUCUUUGAAGGCACUACUCGUCAACAGAGCAACUGCAACUACCAGAUUCACCCCUCCACCAGCCCAGCCAGCACAUUUCGUUCCCCCACCAGCUGCAACCGUAACCUCUGCUGCUCCUUCGCCUUCGCCUGUCGUAGCCCCAUCCAGUGAACCAGCUACCAACGGGGGAGGGCAAACUCUUGGAGGGAAGCCUCUUGGGGCGAUAACUGGGGGACAGCGAGCUAUUCCAGCGUGGCAGCUGGCGGCCCAGCAAAAAGCAGCAGCCGCAGCAGCUGCAAACCCGACUAACGGUGAAUCCAGUUCUUCCGAGGCCAAGUAG